Molecule: messenger RNA, 1833 nt
Organism: Penicillium cataractarum
Lineage: Eukaryota; Fungi; Ascomycota; Eurotiomycetes; Eurotiales; Aspergillaceae
Product: FGGY-family carbohydrate kinase
Exons: 3
Coding region: 1-1833 (610 amino acids)
Biological process (GO): carbohydrate metabolic process
Molecular function (GO): phosphotransferase activity, alcohol group as acceptor; kinase activity
Source: RefSeq, a predicted model, not a curated record
AUGGCCUCGCUGCCCUACCGUCGUCCCUCUCGCCAGAGCUCCCGCCAAGCUUCGAGCGACCCCCGCGAGGAUCUCCAGGUGCAUUUGGACCAUUUCAUCGGCAUUGACGUCGGAACUGGCAGUGCCCGAGCCUGUAUCAUUGAUGCCAAGGGCGACAUCGUGGGCCUGGCCUCUGAGAAUAUCGGGCUCUGGCAGCCGGAGCAUGGUUACUACGAACAAUCCACCUCCGACAUCUGGCGAUGCAUUUGCAUUGCCGUGCAACGGGCCAUCAGCCAGCAUAACAUCAGUCCCGAGACCGUCCGCGGUAUUGGAUUCGAUGCUACUUGCUCGCUAUCAGUCUUUGACAAUGAGACCGAUGAGCCCGUCUCGGUGACCGGGCCAAACUUCGACUCAGACCGCAAUGUGAUCCUGUGGUUGGACCACCGUCCCGUCGAGGAGGCGGCCAAGAUCAACGCGACUAACCAUAAUCUACUCCGCUAUGUCGGCGGGAAGAUGUCCAUCGAGAUGGAAAUCCCCAAAGUACUCUGGUUGAAGAACAACAUGCCCAAGGAGCUCUUCGACAAAUGUAAAUUCUACGACUUGAGCGACGCCCUGACACACAUUGCUACGGGCAAUGAGAAGCGGAGCUUCUGCAGUGUCGUCUGCAAGCAGGGCUACGUUCCUGUCGGUGUGGACGGUAGUGUCAAGGGAUGGCAGGAAGAUUUCUUGAACGAGAUUGGAUUGAGUGAUUUGACGGAGGAUAACUUUAAGCGCAUGGGCGGCGUCAACGGGGUGAACGGUGAUUAUCUGAGUGCCGGAGAACUGGUCGGUACUCUUUGUGAAAAGGCCGCUGCCGAGCUAGGCUUGCCAGCAGGUAUCGCCAUUGGCAGUGGUGUGAUCGACGCAUAUGCCGGCUGGAUUGGCACCGUUGGAGCCAAGGUCAACCUGGGUGCAGGCCAGCUGAGUGAUGAAGUGGCCAAGAACGACAAGGCACAAGCAUUCUCUCGACUAGCGGCGGUAGCUGGAACGUCAACCUGCCACCUCGCAAUGUCGCCAGGCCCAGUAUUUGUGAACGGCGUCUGGGGUCCGUACAAGGACACCAUCCUACCGGGCUUCUGGAUGGCAGAGGGCGGGCAGUCCGCAACGGGCGAACUACUCAAGCACGUAAUCGAAACACACCCAGCAUUCAACCAAGCCCACUCCAUCGCAGAGUCGUACCACACCAACAUCUACGAAUAUCUAAAUGAGCAUCUCAAGGAGAUGGCACAGGACCAACAAGCACCGUGCGUGUCCUAUCUCGGCCGCCACUUUUUCUUCUACGGUGAUCUCUGGGGCAACAGAUCACCCAUUGCAGACCCGAACAUGACAGGUUCCAUCUUCGGGUUAACCAGCGACAAGAGCGUCGACGGACUGGCAACGUACUACUACGGCACACUGGAGUUUAUCGCACUGCAGACGAAGCAAAUCGUGGAAACGAUGAACAAGGCCGGACACAAUAUCACCUCGAUCUUCAUGUCUGGCUCGCAGUGUCAGAAUGAUAUUCUGGUACGGCUUAUUGCCUCGGCGUGCGAUAUGCCCGUCGUCAUUCCGAGAUACAUCCAUGCGGCCGUGUGCCAUGGUGCUGCUAUGCUCGGUGCCAAAGCUGCGAGCUCGGACUCGGAGGGCCGCACGGAGAAUCUCUGGGAUAUUAUGGACCGUAUGAGCAAACCUGGUAAGAAGGUGAUGCCAACGGAUGAUCCCAAGGAGAAGGCACUGCUGGAGGCCAAAUAUAAGGUGUUCCUGGAACAGUGCUUUGGGCAGCAGAAGUACCGCCAGAUGGUCGAUGAGGCCGUUGGCGACUGGGGAUCUGCCUAA